AUGGGAGUCCAUGGCGGCCUCAACAUUCUCUCGCAGAAGCGGUGGAACAUCUACAACUACGAGAACAGGGAAAAGGUCCGCCGCGACGAGGAGCAAGCCGCCAGAGACGAGCAGAUCAAGUGCGACGCCGAGCUCCGCCUUGAGCGCCUCCACGCCAGGGGUUUGGCUCCUCUCAUUAAGGCCAAGGCAGAGGAACAGAAGGGGAAGGAAGAAGAAGAACAACCGGAAUUGAAGAAUUCGGGUGACAACAGACACAUUAACUUGUUCGAGGGGAUUAAGAUUUUCGAUCCUGUACGAGAAACCGAGAAGAGGAAGGAGUUGUUAGGGGAAAGGGAAGGGUGGAAGAAGGAGAAGAAGAUGAAGAAAGAAGAAGGGAAGUCCUCAGGGGUGGUGGUGGGUCCCAAGGAUGAGAAGUAUAGGUUAGAGUAUAGGGUAGCAGGGAAAGGUGUGAAGAUGCCUUGGUAUCUUGAGAUUCGUAAUAGCGCCGAUGAGAAGGGCGGUGGGGAUGAUAGUGAUGGGGAAGUGAAGAAUGGGAGGAAGACUUUGGAGGAGUUGAGGGAAGAGAGGUUGAAGAGGGAGAAGCACGAGAAGGAGCGGAAGAAGAAUGAUUGCCAAUACGACGACGUUUUCCAUCCUCCAGUGUGGCAAUCAUUCGCCACGUCACUCCCGCCGGCAAGCAAUAUGAACGAAAAAUUCGAGAGGGACCACGUUGAUGCAUUUUUUACAAUCUGGAGGACGUAA
Molecule: messenger RNA, 741 nt
Organism: Arachis stenosperma
Lineage: Eukaryota; Viridiplantae; Streptophyta; Magnoliopsida; Fabales; Fabaceae
Source: RefSeq, a predicted model, not a curated record